Molecule: messenger RNA, 964 nt
Organism: Microplitis mediator
Lineage: Eukaryota; Metazoa; Arthropoda; Insecta; Hymenoptera; Braconidae
Gene: eIF3k
Product: eukaryotic translation initiation factor 3 subunit K
Exons: 4
Coding region: 107-763 (218 amino acids)
Biological process (GO): regulation of translational initiation
Cellular component (GO): cytoplasm; eukaryotic translation initiation factor 3 complex
Molecular function (GO): translation initiation factor activity; ribosome binding
Source: RefSeq, a predicted model, not a curated record
ACGCGUUCAUUUGCUGUAACCUACAACCUAACCAACAAUUUCACCCUAGUAAUAGCAGGACAUUUCGUAAAUAUUCAGCUAAUCAAUUAAUUAAAUAAUUAAAAAAAUGGUCGAGGCAAUGAGACAAAAUAUCGCCGAGAUGAUCAAAGGCAUCGAAAGAUACAAUCCUGAUCAUCUGCCAACACUGGAGCAAUACGUUGAGGUUCAGACUCGUGAGAAUGCUUAUGAUUUAGAAGCGAAUUUGACGGUACUAAAAUUAUACCAACUCAACCCACAUACUUUUAAAAACGAUGUUACGGCUCAGAUAUUAUUGAAGGCCCUCACUAAUUUACCUCACACUGAUUUCGUUCUGUGCAAAUGUCUACUGAGUGAAAAAAUCAUGCAAGAAGAUCUUAUCAAUCAGGUCAUUUACCUGGGAGACAUCUUGGAGCGAUGCGACUUCCAGCACUUCUGGGAACGAAUGGCCCAGAUCCCCAUGACUGAGCUCUGCGACCGGAUCGUUGGCUUCAAGGACUCGGUGAGGAAAUUCGUCUGUCAUGUUGUCGGAAUCACUUUCCAGACUAUCGACAAGGGUCUUCUGGCUCAACUUCUUGGCAACAUUGACGAUGGAACUUUGAAACACUGGGUCAAGAAGUACGGCUGGCAAGAGCAAAGCAAAAAUGUCAUUUUCAUCGCCAAUCAGGACGAGAACAUAAAAACCAAAAACAUCACCGAGAAAAUUGAUUUUGAAAAUGUCGCUGGACUUAUGGCUGCCUGUCUCUAAAGUUCUUUUUUUUUUUUUAUUAUUAUCAAUGCCAUUGAAGUUGAUUUUUAUAUAAAUUUACAAAAUAACUCCACUAGUACAGAAUUAACAGUCACAGUGAUUACAUAAUUUUCAUAUAAAUAUAAAUAUUAAUUAAUUUCAUUCGGAGCGACUUGAUUUGUUCGUAAGCGUAAUCAAUAAAUUUAAAAUUUAAUCCUAUAA